UGUGUGCCAGUGGAGGGAUGAAGAGAGCGGUGUAUGGUCACGCGUGUCCAGUGAGCUCACAUACAACUCUACGCGUUUCAUCAGGAUGAUCUGGGCUCAUCCGAAGGAUAUUAUCUGUCCAGCGAGCACACAAUUGUCUUAACAUCGUUGUUCUUGGACUUAUGGACUACUGGGCCUCUUCCACAACCUUGUAAAUUCUAAAUGUAUUCAUUCUUUUGCUGGGUUUAAAGUUGAUCGAAAACUGUUUUUAAUCCAGUAGGUACAGUUGUAGCCUAAAAGAAAGCGCGUCAAAUUUGAUUGAAGUCAAAGGAAGCAACUGAUAUCCUACAUUGUUUAGAAAUAACACGUAAAAGUUCUUAUAUUAAGGAAUCAGUGCUUUGACUUCAGGGAAAUAAACAUGUCCAGCAGAAGUAUCGAGUGGGAGCAUUUCGAGGAGCGCGAGAAGAGUCACCGGUCUCCGCGCGGCAGCGCCGGUUCUCACUCCGGCGCGCGGGGUAACGGGCUCGUGCCAAGUCCCGCACACAGCGCGCACUGUAGCUUCUACCGCACGCGCACCCUGCAGUCGCUCACCACCGAGAAGAAAGCGAAGAAAGUUCGCUUUUAUCGAAAUGGCGACCGAUAUUUCAAGGGCUUGGUGUACGCGGUGUCCCAUGACAGAUUCAGGUCAGUGGAUGCGCUGCUGAUGGAGCUGACCCGCUCUCUGUCGGACAAUGUAAAUUUACCACAGGGAGUCCGGAGCAUCUACACUAUAGACGGGACAAAGAAGAUCACCAGCCUGGAUGAGUUAAUAGAAGGAGAGAGCUAUGUGUGCUCUUCAAACGAACCCUACCGUAAAGUGGAAUACACCAAGAACGUUAACCCUAACUGGUCAGUCAAUGUGAAAACGGGCACGUCGCGCUCGCUUCCGUCACUUGUCACCACUAAGAAUGAGCAGAGAGAACGGGAGGGCAAAGACUUCAUCAAACCCAAGCUGGUGACGGUCAUCCGUAGCGGCGUCAAACCGCGCAAGGCCGUCCGGAUCCUACUGAACAAAAAAACGGCUCACUCUUUUGAGCAGGUGCUCACAGACAUUACCGACGCCAUUAAACUGGACUCGGGGGCUGUGAAGAGACUCUACACUCUGGAGGGCAAACAAAUAACAGGUUUGCCAGAUUUUUUCGGGGAGGAUGACGUGUUCAUUGCAUGCGGGCCUGAGAAAUUCCGCUAUGCACAGGAUGAUUUUGUGUUGGAUCACAGUGGUAAGGCUUCUGCAGCCUUUCUAACCGAGUGCCGGGUACUCAAGUCGUCUUACGCUCCUCGUUCUCCUGCCCCUGUGAGAUACUCUGGAAGUAAAAGUCCGGGUGCGACCCGACGCAGCAAAUCCCCUGGAUCAGUGAGAAGAACUGCAGGACACUUCUCUAGUCAGUCUCCAGUUAAAUCACCAAUAAAUGGAGCACCCAACAGCCAAAUCACAACCCCCAAAUCCGCCAAAUCCUCCAGCACCUCCCCGACCAGCCCCCGCAGCAUGCGCAACUUUAAGUUUAGUUGCAACAAGCGGAUGGGAGUCCCCCUCCGUCUCACUCGACAGAUUCCAGCACAUCACUCCUCUAUAACCAAUGUGAACGGCUCCUCUGAGCAGCCCCAGCAACAAAACAACAGUGUGAUCCCUGAAGUUAAUGGCAAUCGGAACCUUGCUGCCUCCACUAUUUUGGACAAGUACAACAUUGGCAAAGUUAUAGGUGAUGGAAACUUUGCUGUUGUAAAGGAGUGUGUUGAGCGAUGCACCGGAAAGGAGUUUGCACUAAAGAUCAUUGACAAAAACAAAUGCCGUGGAAAAGAGCACCUGAUAGAGAAUGAGGUGGGGGUGCUGAGGCGUGUGAAGCAUCCUAAUAUAAUUAUGCUGAUUGAGGAGGUGGAUACGCCCACUGAGCUCAAUCUAGUCAUGGAACUUGUGAAGGGUGGAGAUCUAUUUGAUGCAAUCACCUCCUCCACAAAAUACACUGAAAGAGAUGCAAGUGCGAUGGUUUUCAACCUGGCUGCGGCUCUCAAAUAUCUACACAGAAUGAGUAUCGUCCAUCGAGACAUCAAACCUGAGAAUCUGCUGGUGUGUGAGUACGCUGAUGGCACCAAGUCUUUAAAGCUGGGUGAUUUUGGCUUGGCCACAGUGGUAGAGGGGCCGCUGUACACUGUGUGUGGAACACCCACUUACGUAGCCCCAGAGAUCAUAUCAGAGUCAGGCUACGGGUUAAAGGUGGACAUCUGGGCAGCUGGUGUGAUUACCUACAUCCUGCUGUGUGGCUUCCCACCAUUCCGCAGUGAAAACAACUUUCAGGAAGACCUUUUUGAUCAGAUCCUGGUGGGCCGCUUAGAGUUUCCUUCACCUUUCUGGGACAAUAUCACAGAUUCUGCUAAAGAGCUGAUUGGUCAAAUGCUGCAGGUGAAUGUGGAGGCCAGAUACACAGCAGAAGAUGUUCUCUGUCAUCACUGGGUCACUGUAAACGUGGGUGUGAAUGAGGAUACUGCAAUGGAUAACAACAUGAAGAUGGAGGUGGCAGGUAAACUCAAAAAGCACUUUAACUCUGUGCAGAAACAGAGCAACACUACUCCUGGAGUCUCUGUGAUUAUGAACACAGCUCUAGAUAAGGAAACCAUCCAGCUUACUUGUCGUCGCCAGGAUCGCAGUUCCCCUCUAGGAAAGAGCCCCUCCUCCACCCAUCCAGAGAGAAGACGCUCCUACAAGAGAAGGUCGUCUGCCCAAUCGGAGGACUCGAAGAGUACUGCCCCUGUUGAGCCUCUAGCCUCAACAACCCCUAAUGCACCAUCUGCACAGCCUCUGCCCUCCCCUUCCUCCGCCCCACCGUUACCCCCAUCUCCCAUCACCUCGCCCUCCUUCCUCCAAUGCAGUGAGGCUGACGCCAGCAAGGGCUUUCCAAAGGAAGAGUAAUAUACUGACCCACCAAUAUAAAAAUAUAAAAAAUACACUAGGAGAAAACAAUAUAAAAACAAGGCACACUACACACACGCACAUGAAUUAAUAAAUAAAUGGCAACCCUGCAGAUUUUUUAAUCUUCAUCCUAUUAACAUAAUAUGGUUGUAGCUGUCUGUAUAGUGGUCAACUGCUUGUCUCUCCCAGGCUCUGUGCUUAUACUUUAUGCUUUCAAUGUGCAACACCCAUUAAUGGCUUUAAAGACUUAAUGUGCGAUUGAAUAUAUAAAGGUGUAUUGAUCGACACCCCAGCUUAGUAUUUUUUCCACAUCUGUGAGCUAAUGGUUCAGUUAUAAGUAUCAAACGAAUUAGGGUGCUGCUGGGAUUAAGGAUGAUACUUGGAAAAAAAAUUGUAAGAAACUUGUCCUGCUGAAACUUGAAGUUUGUUCUUUUUUCUUUGAGUGUGUUUGAUUAUAGACUGCUUGUCUUCUUUACUCUACUGCUACACAGAAAGGCAACUCACAUUAAAUGCAUGUGGGGCUGAGUGUGUUUUUCUAAGAGGGUGUGCCCACACUACUGUGUUAGAGUAAUUUUGCAGUAGUUUAUAGUUGCCUUUAUAAAAGCCAGCAAACUAAGAAAUCUGUAGGAAUUGUUUAAAGUUAUUUUAUUUUUUGCUAACUUAUUUGUACAGGUUAGAAAUAAUGUGAAAUUGUACUUUUAGAAUAGUUUGAUUUGACGAAAGCAUUAAGUGCACAAUGUUUUAUUUUCUCUGUCCCUAUAGAGCCAACAGAUGCAAUAGUGUGUUCAUUUACAGUCUUUUUGCAUUAGUCAUCAUUUGCUUUGUGUAAUAGUUUCUCUGUACUGUGCCAGUGCUCAGUGGUCCCAGUUCCCAAAAUAUUUAAUGCAUUCAAAAAAGUCUGCACACAAGGAUUUUGAUAAAGCUGAUUGUUGAUAUUGAUGUAUGAUUGUGCACAGAUUUGCAGACUUUUUUACAUGUUUCGAAGGUUUUGAGAAAUGUGGCAGUACGUAAAUAUGGCAAUCUGUAGUGUCAUUGCAAGCUGGAUUUCAUAUGUAAUUUUUAAUAGUGUUCUUCAUCGUCACAAGAAUCAAAAAGAAAUGCAAUAAAUUUGUCUUGUUUA
Molecule: messenger RNA, 4043 nt
Organism: Triplophysa dalaica
Lineage: Eukaryota; Metazoa; Chordata; Actinopteri; Cypriniformes; Nemacheilidae
Gene: dclk2a
Product: doublecortin-like kinase 2a
Exons: 18
Coding region: 398-2923 (841 amino acids)
Biological process (GO): intracellular signal transduction; protein phosphorylation
Cellular component (GO): microtubule cytoskeleton
Molecular function (GO): protein kinase activity; ATP binding
Source: RefSeq, a predicted model, not a curated record